Molecule: messenger RNA, 2264 nt
Organism: Drosophila mojavensis
Lineage: Eukaryota; Metazoa; Arthropoda; Insecta; Diptera; Drosophilidae
Product: neural cell adhesion molecule 2
Exons: 7
Coding region: 639-2015 (458 amino acids)
Biological process (GO): homophilic cell-cell adhesion; dendrite self-avoidance; axon guidance
Cellular component (GO): axon; plasma membrane
Molecular function (GO): cell-cell adhesion mediator activity
Source: RefSeq, a predicted model, not a curated record
AGUCAAAGUUGAGUUCGCGUCGCGUCGCAGUGCUUCGCUUCAAGUCGGCACUCGCAGCCGAGGAGCAGGUCCUGUCGUCUACGCAUUUUGGAUUUCAGUCCGUUUUUGGCACUCGGUUGAAAUGGAUCACGAAUCGCAAAACUCACUCUGGACAUUAGUACCGAGCCUCGCGCGAUUGUCCCACGUAUUUCGAGUUACCAGUGCCCAUGCGAUAUAAGGUGGAGCAACUAAACACAAAUAAAGCAAAAAGAGGAGUAGACGGCGCGGAUAUGUUGCCGGAAAUCAAGUCUUUACCGUGCCGGAGUUGCUGUGUUGAGAUAAGAAUAUCCCAGGCCUUCACUCAUGAAGAUGAUGUCAUCCGCGGCUGAUUCGCCUCGAAGUGAAACCGACCCCAAAAGUGAAACUAAAAGUGAAAGUGGCUGUGAAUGCGAAUGUGUUGCUAGCCAAACUAUUUCGGCAGUGGGCGACCCAUGAGUAAUUUGUUUUUUGGCAAAGCCACGCCUCUUUGCCUCUUUAUGACGCUGUCAUUAGCCAUUAUCCUGGCCAAAAGUGAACCUAAGUGAGUAACGCAAUUAUAAUAAUAAUUCACGUCGAAAAGGAUCAGCGUCAAGGAACAAAAUAAAAGCAGCACAUGUAACAUGGAUAAAUGCAUAUUAAUUUGCUGUCUGCUUCAGCUGUCGAGAAAUGCAGCUGCAGUCUUUGGAGCCGUGGAGCUGGAGAAUUCAUCCACGGCCCGAAUAGAUGUAUUGCCCAGUCACCUGCCGUCGCCCCUAACUCUGACGCCGUCGACGCCGUCGAUAACGCACUUUGUAAAUGACUCCUUCAUCAUCUUUUGCAAAACAGUGCACAAGGAUGUUGACACAAAGUGGCGGGAUCCCAGGGGUCAGCCCCGUGAGAACACCAAAGGGCGCGUUCACAUUGAAAAGAAGACGGGCCAACUCGCUCUGGUCUUUGAACAUAUUUCACUGGAAGACAAGGGCAACUGGACUUGUGAAAUGGAUUCGCCCGCUGCACGAGAGCCACGAAAAUCCUUUGAGCUGCUUGUAAACCAAAAAAUAUCAUUCGACAAGACGGAGCAGGUGCAAUCGGUGCGCGAGGGGCGCGAUGCUCUGGUCAAUUGCUUUGUGCACGGCCAACCUGUACCGGAAGUCUCCUGGCUGCACAACGGCGAAUACAUAAACACUGCUAACUCCUCAAAACACAAACGACUCUCCGACGGGCUCUUCAUCAAGAAUGUUAGCCAAUCGGAUGCAGGAGAAUACACUUGUCGAGCCAUGCGAAUAACGCCCACAUUCUCAGACUCGGAUCAAAUAACGAUACUGUUGAGGAUACAACACAAGCCUCAGUGGUUCUACAACGAAACGUUGCCUGUGCAAUAUGCCUAUGUCGGUGGCUCCGUGAAUCUCAGUUGCGAUGCGAUGGGCGAACCACCGCCAUCGUUUACGUGGCUGCACAAUGGCAAAGGGAUUGUGGGAUUCAAUCAUCGCAUCUUCAUGGCGGACUACGGAGCAACUCUGCAGCUGAAUAUUCGCAAUGCCAGCCAGUUCGGGGACUACAAGUGUAAGGUGGCUAAUCCGCUGGGCAUGCUCGAGCGGAUAAUUAAGUUGCGCCCUGGCGCCAAGCCCAUUGGACCAACGCGCUUCCAACUCAAGCGUCUCUAUCCGGAUGCCUUCGAGCUGGAUCUACGGACGCCACGCAUGACCAAUGUCUCAGACGAGAUGCAAAUCUAUGGAUAUCGUGUCGCUUACAUAAGUGAAAGCGAUUUCAAAUACAGCGCCGGCAAUUGGAGCUAUGCCAAGCAGAGGGAUUUCUCGUUUCAUCGUGGACAUCGUUUCAUCAUACCCCAUCUAGAGGGCAAUACAACAUAUUUAAUGCGUGCCGCUUCACGAAAUUUGGCCGGACUUAGCGAUUGGAGCAGCGUGAAGAUUUUUGCCACAGCUGCCGCAGCUUCCCCAUGGCAUCCCUAUAGAUGGUGCAUCCACGUCUUGAUAGGACUUGCUUUGUUUUGGCACUAGACGAUGGAUGUGGAUUUUGAACGAAGUCUACUGUAGCAUUAGUUAAUAUUGUUAUUAGUAAUUAUCGUUGCUAAUUUUUGGUAAGUUGAGUUUUUGUGUAUCUUCUGUGAUAGACUUUAUGUGCAAUCCAAUUAUCCGGAAUGGAGAAUGCUUUAUAGUUACUUUGAUCAUUGCCAAUUUCGCUGCCAACAUUCGGUACUUUUAUUAAUGUAGCUUGGUUUCAUUUCAUUACAACUGGUAUAAUGGCAA